Molecule: messenger RNA, 1846 nt
Organism: Oreochromis aureus
Lineage: Eukaryota; Metazoa; Chordata; Actinopteri; Cichliformes; Cichlidae
Gene: fev
Product: FEV transcription factor, ETS family member
Exons: 3
Coding region: 126-788 (220 amino acids)
Biological process (GO): regulation of transcription by RNA polymerase II; cell differentiation
Cellular component (GO): nucleus
Molecular function (GO): sequence-specific DNA binding; DNA-binding transcription factor activity, RNA polymerase II-specific
Source: RefSeq, a predicted model, not a curated record
CUGGAAACUUCAAUCUGUCUACCCGCAUUUAUUCCAGAUCACAGUUAUGAGAUAAAGUUUAAUAAAAAUCUUUUCCUCCGCCACCAACGAAAUGAAAUCCAACCCUUUCUGAACAAGUGAACACAAUGAGACAGGACUGCGGAGGAAACCUCAUGUUCAACAUGUAUCUCUCAGAUCCAACAGAAAAUCUGUUGAAAGAAAGCAAAGGAACAUCCUGGGCUCCGAUAAAUACAGGAGUUCAAAAAGGGAGUGGGCAGAUUCAGCUCUGGCAGUUCCUGCUGGAGCUCCUCUCUGACAGCACCAACAUGUCGUGCAUCGCCUGGGAGGGCACCAACGGAGAGUUCAAGCUCAUCGACCCCGACGAGGUGGCUCGGCGCUGGGGGGAGCGCAAAAGCAAACCCAACAUGAACUAUGACAAGCUGAGCCGGGCGCUGCGCUACUACUACGACAAAAACAUCAUGACCAAAGUUCACGGCAAAAGAUACGCCUACAAGUUUGAUUUCCACGGCUUGGCGCAGGUGUGCCAGCCGUCCACCACCGAGCAGGCCAUCUACAAAUUUCAGGGCAACUUCUCCCCGAUCCCCUUCUCCGGGAUUUCCAAACUGAAUCUCGUGGCUCCUGGCGUGGGGCCUUCGGGGUUCUCCUACUGGCCUGGGUCCACACCAGCGGCUCUGUACCACAGCCACAACCUCCAGCCUCCGGGCCCGUUUGGCACCGUGUCCCCGUCCCACAUCGGCUGCGUCAACAACAUCAGCAGUCUGAGCAACAUCAACAACCACUACAACUGACUCUCGAUGCGUAUUUUAGACACACCGGGAAACCGACACACUGCAGUGAGGGAGGACAGACAAAUAGCACCAACACGCCGACUUUGGUGUUUGGCGGGGAAAGUAUGAUUUAGGCUCAAAGUGGUUCAAAAUUAGGUGUUUUAAAAAUGUCAUGUGAGGAUUUUUUAAGCGGCGCAAAGUUGUGUUUAAACUCAAAAUUAUGACCAAUGACACCGGAAGUCUUCUUGCAUGUAAGUAAGACACGAAAACCAAGAAAUUAAAUAUUUAAUUUAAUUUAAUUUAAUUUAAUUUAAUUUAAUUUAAUUUAAUUUAAUUUAAUUUAAUUUAAUUUAAUUUAAUUCUUGUGGAAAAGCGAUUACGAUCAGAUUACGCACAGUCCUUUGAACCUGAGCGCUUAAUUUGAUCCAUAAAUAUUCCAAAUAUGAAAUGUCCUUAUUUAAGACACUAUCAGUGAGAUGGAAUCGGAAACCAAAUAAAAGUUUACACGAGGGUUGUUUUUGAAACAACAAAAAAAUAGUGUACAUAUAUUUAAAAACGUUGUAUAAAUAAUAAAUCAUCUAUCAGAUCCAUUUCCUAUCAGACCUCGGCUCCCUCGCUCUCUCCCGGCCCUUUCCCUGAGUUGAGUGUUUGUUUUUACACCUUCAGGUGGAUUUGCACCGACGUGGGCGCGAGCUGCCGAACUACCAUCGGACUAAUGGCGCCAUCUUGUGGUUAUGAAUGAAAACAGGCUUGUUGGACUGGAAUGAGACUGACCGCACUAUGAAUCAUGCUGUCACGUCGAUCACCGCUUGCUUAUAAAUCAGAUCAGACGUAAUGAAACUCUUUGUAGGAAAAACAAACCUGACGCAAUAAAAAUGAAAGCAGCGCACAGACACAGGGCGGAACUUGUGUGAAAUAGGCUGAGUAGAAACUGAAACUGUGAAUUCCCAAACUGCUCUGUAAAUACUGUAGAGUAGAGACCGGCUCAGACUAUAGAAGCUCUUCAGUGAUUUUAAAGUGAAUUCAUUCACACUGUGACUAAAACAACUGUACCAAUAAAAAUACAUAAAUAAACUCUU